Messenger RNA from Entrophospora sp. SA101, 1863 nucleotides. The record is from the annotation of a GenBank genome assembly. Lineage: Eukaryota; Fungi; Glomeromycota; Glomeromycetes; Entrophosporales; Entrophosporaceae.
AUGUUCUUUGGAAGAAGCAUUCUUUAUAGACAUAAUGUUUUGGUUGAACAGAAUUGGGAGAAUUUUCAUUUCACACAAAACGUUUUCCAAGCUCACAAAGAAGGAAUCACGUGUAUAUCUGGUUCUGAAGAUUUGUUUUAUACCGGAUCUUUUGAUAAAUCGAUUAAAAUCUGGGAGCUACCUAGUAAAAAACUUUUAUCUACUUUAGAUCAUCAUUCUGAAGCUGUUCAAUGUUUGGCUUUAGGUAAAUCAAUAUUAGUAUCUGGUAGCUGGGAUAAAACAAUAAUUGUAUACGCUCUUGAUAAUAAUUAUUCAAUAAAACAUAGAUUGCGUGGUCAUCUGGCCGGUAUAAUUUCUUUGACUAUGAUGCCGGAUGAAACUUUAUUAUUUUCUGGUUCAGUAGAUAAAAUCAUACGCAUUUGGAAUUUACAAAACGGUGAAUGCUUACACAGGCUUGGUGGAAUUGGUGGAACAGUAGGCGCUUUAUCACUGAUUCCAAAAAAUCCUUCUCCCUCUUCUUCAAAUAACAUCAUUGAUCAUAAUGAAGAAAACGUUCAAUAUUAUUUAGUUUCUGGAUCAAAUGACAAUUCAAUUCUAGUUUGGGAUCUCUAUGAUGAUGAUGUUGACAAUGGCAAUGAUACUCAAAAACAAAAAUCCUCGUCAUCGGUCGAAAAUAUAUCAAUUAGGAAACCUCGAAUAAUUAAAAGAUUAGAAGGUCAUACCAGGGCCAUUACUUGCUUAACAUGGUAUAAAGAUACUUUGGAACAACAAAUCAAAUCAUUUGAUCAAGAAAAUUCUUAUUUAGAAGACAACCAUCACAAUGAUUUAGUUCACAUCAAUACAUCAAAAUUUAUAAGAUCCGAGUCAGCAUCACCAGGUGGUACCGAUAUUUCUGAAACUGGUCAAUUAAUUGGCAGUGCAAAAGAUCAUAAUGACAUAGUAUGGGAUCUUCAAUGUAAUUCAUCUAGACUUGUUUCCGUCUCUUCGGAUGGAUUUAUUAAAGUGCGAUCAUGGCAAAACUGUAAUGAUGAUAAUACUAACCCUUCAUCGUCAUCAUCAUCAAACACAAAUAUUUACAAUCGAAAAAGAAAUUAUAAUUUCCCACAAUCUUAUGAUCAUGAGAAAAUCCUUUUUGCUCCAGCUGCCGCUCUUGUUGAAGUUGAUUGUGGUAUCAAAUGCCUUUUAAUGACUCGCGAAUGGUUAAUUUGUGGAACGGAAGAUGGAAUUUUAAUCGCUUUAGAAUUUCAAGGUCAUACCAGGGCCAUUACUUGCUUAACAUGGUAUAAAGAUACUUUGGAACAACAAAUCAAAUCAUUUGAUCAAGAAAAUUCUUAUUUAGAAGACAACCAUCACAAUGAUUUAGUUCACAUCAAUACAUCAAAAUUUAUAAGAUCCGAGUCAGCAUCACCAGGUGGUACCGAUAUUUCUGAAACUGGUCAAUUAAUUGGCAGUGCAAAAGAUCAUAAUGACAUAGUAUGGGAUCUUCAAUGUAAUUCAUCUAGACUUGUUUCCGUCUCUUCGGAUGGAUUUAUUAAAGUGCGAUCAUGGCAAAACUGUAAUGAUGAUAAUACUAACCCUUCAUCGUCAUCAUCAUCAAACACAAAUAUUUACAAUCGAAAAAGAAAUUAUAAUUUCCCACAAUCUUAUGAUCAUGAGAAAAUCCUUUUUGCUCCAGCUGCCGCUCUUGUUGAAGUUGAUUGUGGUAUCAAAUGCCUUUUAAUGACUCGCGAAUGGUUAAUUUGUGGAACGGAAGAUGGAAUUUUAAUCGCUUUAGAAUUUCUCAACCAAGAAGAAAAAGUAGAAAAACGAUCUAAAGCAGAAGUAGAUGAACUACUUCAAAAGAUAUAUGGCUUAGAAAUUUAG